CUGCCCCCGCGCGCACGCCACCUCGCCCCGUCCCCACCCCACCAUGCCUCACUCCUCCUACCUCGCCCUCGCCCUCGCCGUUGCGGCGGUUCUUGCUAUGGCCGCCGUCGAGGUGUCCGGCCUCGGCUUCGACCUCCACCACCGCUACUCCCCCAUCGUCCAGCGGUGGGCGGAGGAGCGUGGCCACGCUGGCGUGUCCUGGCCUGCCGGCGCCGAGGUGAUCGGCUCGCCCGAGUACUACUCCGCGCUGUCCCGACACGACCACGCCCUCUUCGCGCGACGCGGGCUCGCCCAGGGCGACGGCCUCGUCACCUUCGCCGACGGCAACAUCACCCUGCGGCUCGACGGAUCGCUGCACUACGCGGAGGUGGCGGUGGGCACGCCGAACACGACGUUCCUGGUGGCGCUCGACACCGGCAGCGACCUCUUCUGGGUGCCCUGCGACUGCAAGCAGUGCGCUCCCCUCGGCAACCUCACGGCGGUGGACGGCGGCGGCGGCCCGGAGCUCAGGCAGUACAGCCCGAGCAAGUCGUCGACGAGCAAGACGGUCACCUGCGCCAGCAACCUCUGCGACCAGCCCAACGCCUGCGCCACGGCCACCAGCAGCUGCCCCUACGCCGUCCGCUACGCCAUGGCCAACACCUCCUCCUCCGGCGAGCUCGUCGAGGACGUGCUCUACCUCACCAGGGAGAAGGGCGCCGCCGCCGCCGCCGCCGGAGCCGCCGUGCGAACUCCCGUGGUGUUCGGGUGCGGGCAGGUGCAGACGGGCUCGUUCCUCGACGGCGCCGCCGCCGACGGCCUCAUGGGUCUCGGCAUGGAGAAGGUGUCCGUGCCCAGCAUCCUCGCCAGCACCGGCGUCGUCAAGUCGAACAGCUUCUCCAUGUGCUUCAGCAAAGACGGCCUCGGCCGGAUCAACUUCGGCGACACCGGCAGCGCCGACCAGUCCGAGACGCCGUUCAUCGUCAAAUCCACACACUCCUACUACAACAUCAGCAUCACGUCGAUGAGCGUCGGGGACAAGAACUUGCCGUUGGGGUUCUACGCCAUUGCUGACUCCGGCACGUCCUUCACCUACCUCAACGACCCGGCCUACACGGCCUACACCACCAAUUUCAACGCGCAGAUCAGCGAGAGGAGGGCCAACUUCAGCGGCAGUACUCGUUCUGGUCCAUUUCCUUUCGAGUACUGCUACUCGUUGAGUCCUGAUCAAACAACGGUGGAACUGCCUGUUGUGAGCCUGACGACCAAUGGAGGAGCCGUGUUCCCGGUGACCAGCCCUGUUUACCCCAUCGCGGCUCAGAUGACAAACGGAGAGAUUCGUAUCAUUGGUUACUGCCUGGCUGUCAUCAAGAGCGAUCUCCCCAUCGACAUCAUUGGCCAGAACUUCAUGACCGGGCUCAAGGUCGUCUUCAACCGUGAGAAAUCCGUCCUGGGCUGGCAAAAGUUCGACUGUUACAAGGACGAGAAGAUGACAGACGACGGGUCGAGCGUCGGGAGCCCGAGCCCAUCGCCGGGGCCGACCACUCACGUCUUCCCGCAGCCGCAGGAGAGCGACUCGCCGGCGGGCAGAACGCCCAUCCCCGGCGCGGCGCCGGUGCCGCGGUCGAGCAGCGCGGCAGCUGGCGGCCGUGCAGGCUUCCGGCUCCUGUCGUCCAUGGCGCUCUUGCUGCUGGCUGCUGCUGCUGCAGCUGUUUUCUGAUGAUUUUUUUUUUACUUGGGGAGUUUAUAGGUGAUUUCAUUCGUGGUGGCUGCUCUGCUGUGUACAUAACACAUGCAUGCAUUCGAGAUGAUUUUUAUUCAGAAAGCGUAGAUAGAUCGAUCGAUCAUUGUAGGAUUUAGUAAUUUGUUCUUGUGAUGAUGAUUGAUGUGUAUAUGGUUACGAGGAUUUUCGUUGUUGGAUUCGGUGAUAAGCGAGCUACGUUCAUUUAUUAUACGAAUAAAGAUGGAUAAAAUUAUACUGCAUCUUUCAA
Molecule: messenger RNA, 1970 nt
Organism: Oryza sativa Japonica Group (Japanese rice)
Lineage: Eukaryota; Viridiplantae; Streptophyta; Magnoliopsida; Poales; Poaceae
Product: aspartyl protease family protein 1
Biological process (GO): proteolysis
Molecular function (GO): aspartic-type endopeptidase activity
Source: RefSeq, a predicted model, not a curated record